Messenger RNA from Schistocerca piceifrons (Central American locust), 1773 nucleotides. Its product is annotated as leucine-rich repeat protein 1-like. Bases 531 to 1622 code for a protein of 363 amino acids. NCBI's taxonomy places the organism in Eukaryota, Metazoa, Arthropoda, Insecta, Orthoptera, Acrididae. Gene Ontology annotation, molecular function: protein binding. The record is from RefSeq and is a predicted model, not a curated record. The transcript has 7 exons.
UUCGUGUGCAAGUUUUCGUAGCUAAACUUUCAUAUCUUUGUAUGUUCUUUGCAGUGGAAGUGCGCGCGACAUUCAGUGUAGAGCUUCCAGGAAGAGGAGCUUUGGUGUUUACUGUGGUCUGUCAGUUUCGAGUCGGUUCAACAGUUGGUAAUACGGUAUUGUUGUUCGGAGUUAGGCACAUACGCCCAGACAAUGGGUUUGUGAACGUUUGGAAGCCGUUCGUUUCUUGCGACGCAAUGAAACUUCUUGGGUUUGUGGAAGUGGUUAACCACCAACAUAAUGUACCGGUCAGCCGAUCCCGACACUCAACGUUGACUAUAUUCAGAGACAAAGAUGAGGCAGUAAUGUUAGUUCAGCAGCCAUCGAAUAAAAGAGGACAAAGAUACAAGGCUACCAUCACUUGGGAAAUGCUGUUCACAUCCAUGUUCAUCUCUGAUGCAGGAGGUUGAGAGUUACUCAGAGAAGCAAUUGCAGGUAAUAUUAUCAAGGUGUUCACCCAAUUUGUCUCUCAAGGGAAAGUAACAAUUAGAAUGAAGGAACCACCUCAUGAACUGAGAUUACAGAAUGAACCUGUGCAGUUGAUGAGUUUCUUGAAAUUUCUAAAGAAUUGUUCUGGACCAGCAGUAUCAACAUUGCCAGCUGUUCCAGACAACCCAAAAUUUACAAAAGGACCUCCAACAACAGUGGUCAUAAAUUCUAUGAAGGAUUAUGGAAAGCUUGACAAAUUGUCCCUUAAUACUGAGAGGUUGCAGAUUUCCAAUAUUAAAAUUUCAGAAUUACCACGUUCUGUUGCACGACUGAAGAAAUUAAAUCUUCUAGAAGUCAAUGAUACUAAUUUAUCAGCUGUUCCACCAUUCAUAAAGACUCUCCCGAAUUUAAUGGAAUUGGUUCUUCCAAACAAUAAUUUGCGUACUAAUGACCUGAAUGUCAUUAUUGAAAGCGCCUCUCUAAAGACCAAUCUCAGACUACUGGAUCUGCGGCAUAAUAAGAUUGCAGUAUUACCUAAUGAAAUUCAUCGCCUUCAGGCACUUGUUACUCUCAGACUGGACCAUAAUGAACUCAAUACAAUUCCACAUACCAUAUCGAAUUUGAAGAAUUUGAGGUGCCUCUCUCUCAGUGAUAACAUCAUCAUAUCAUAUCCAUAUUCAGUCCGUUUUUUGAGACAUGUAGCAUUUGAUGUAUCAAACAAUAAACACGUUUUUCCGGGUCCUUUACCUCAUGACACGGAUUGGAGCCGAGCAAUUAGAAGUGAGAAGGAACUUACUCUGGCACGCUAUACGGGAAUGCACAGCCUUAAGGAACUAGCAAGCAGAGUUCUGUUCGAUAAAAGGUUGGAUUUUACAGAAUUUGGAUUGCCACUAGCGCUUCAGAGACACUUACAAUGUUUCAAAAUGUGCCACCUGUGUCAUAAGGCAUGUUUUGAUGAAUAUUUUAUUUUCUUUGAAUGUAUUCCUCUGAAAUUCUGUGUGGCAGCUUUAGUUUCAUCUGUGCCGGGUAUGACUGUACAUUAUUAUAUUUGUUCGCUCAAAUGUAUGUUGCUUGCAUAUCCAAAACUUAACAAACAUUCUCAAGCAGGGCUGCGUUAUGUGAGUUACACAAAGUAUUGUCAGUGUGAAAAGUAAGAAUCUAAAUAAUGAAGAUUAUAUAGUUCCUCUUAAAGCAUAAGGUGUCUCAUAUGCAUACAAUGCAGUUGAUCAUAGAACUGAUUGUCGAAUAUAAGUUGUCAACAAGAAACUUUCAAUUUUCUAAUAAAGUAAGCUUCCCUGUCUGUUA